This is a messenger RNA of Haliotis rufescens (red abalone), 2583 nucleotides long. Its product is annotated as cystinosin-like. Bases 145 to 1308 code for a protein of 387 amino acids. The transcript has 9 exons. Lineage: Eukaryota; Metazoa; Mollusca; Gastropoda; Lepetellida; Haliotidae. The record is from RefSeq and is a predicted model, not a curated record. Gene Ontology annotation, cellular component: lysosomal membrane. Gene Ontology annotation, molecular function: L-cystine transmembrane transporter activity. Gene Ontology annotation, biological process: L-cystine transport.
ACAAAUCAUGUGACUUUUUGCACAUGACUGGCUAGCGAGCGAUGAGCACGGCUCCAACACAUGACAGCUUUAUCUAUCUACGGUAUGAUAACUAAAACAUCUACAGGAUCACAUUGUCGACAACCUGAAUGAGGCGGAGUCAUCAUGUCGGGCAGUAGAUUUCUAGUGUGGACAGUGCUUCUUGGUAUUUUGUCAUUUGGAGGGGCAUCGAAGUUGACAUUUUCAUCCUCAUCCCUGUCUGUGGAAACACAGGGGACGUCUCAAAUUGAUCUCAAGCUCGACAACCAGCUAAAUGAGACUGCUGUGGUUUAUUUCACCUAUCAGAUUGGUGAUGGUGCCAUAGAAGAUACCGAGAACACACUGCUGAUUCAGCUAGUACCAAAGGUGAACUUGACCACAGAUGUCACAACGGUGACUGUCAAUGUAACGGGUGUCAGUCCUGGUCACCUGAACCUGGGAGUCAACUCAUCAGCAGAGGAACUGGAGGACCUCAUUGAUCAGUUUGUGCGAGUUGACAUCAUCCAUAGUUCAGCGCUGUCUGUUAUCAAUGCUGUGAUUGGCUGGAUAUAUUUUGUAGCUUGGUCGGUGUCUUUUUACCCACAAGUCUACUCUAAUUAUAAGAGGAAGAGUGUGGUUGGUCUAAACUUUGAUUUCCUUUGCUACAACAUCACUGGCUUCUUGGCAUAUGGCUUCUUCAAUAUAGGCAUGUUCUGGAUUCCUCUAGUAAAGGCCCAGUAUUUUCAAGAACAUGCUCGUGGGAUCAACCCUGUCCAGCUGAAUGAUGUCAUCUUUACAUUGCAUGCUGUAUUUGUCACGCUGGUCACAAUAGGACAGUGCUUCAUAUACGAGAGAGGAGGUCAGAAAGUCUCUAAAAUAUGCACUGUGCUGUUGGCUGGCACCUGGCUGUUCGCGUUUAUAGCUCUGUUCGUGGCAGUGGGCAAAAAGAUCACCUGGCUGGAAUACCUGUACUAUUUCUCCUACAUCAAGCUGGGAGUGACUCUCAUUAAAUAUAUACCACAGGCCUGGAUGAACUACAGAAGGAAGUCGACACUCGGCUGGAGCAUUGGAAACGUCCUCCUGGAUUUUACUGGUGGUUCUCUCAGCCUGCUGCAGAUGUUCCUCAUCGCCUAUAACAAUGAUGAUUGGGGCUCUAUAUUUGGUGACCCUACCAAGUUUGGCCUGGGAUUCUUCUCAAUCCUGUUCGAUAUCCUCUUCAUGAUCCAGCACUACUGUCUGUACCGAGGACAGAACCCAUACGAGAUUGUUAAUGAAAAAGAGAGCAUUGUCAAUGUCCCUAGCCAUAGUUAACAAGCUAAUAGAAUAAAUGGUCUAAUCAGCUGUGGGCAGUCUGUAGUGCAUGCGGCAGUCAUUGCCAGUUUAUGAGGCAGUCAUUGCCAGUUCAUGAGGCAGUCAUUGUCAGUGCAUGGGGCAGUCAUUGCCAGUUCAUGAGGCAGUCAUUGUCAGUGCAUGGGGCAGUCAUUGCCAGUGCAUGAAGCAGUCAUUGCCAGUGCAUGCGGCAGUCAUUGCCAGUUCAUGGGGCAGUCAUUGCCAGUUUAUGAGGCAGUCAUUGCCAGUUUAUGAGGCAGUCAUUGCCAGUUCAUGAGGCAGUCAUUGUCAGUGCAUGGGGCAGUCAUUGCCAGUGCAUGAAGCAGUCAUUGCCAGUGCAUGCGGCAGUCAUUGCCAGUUCAUGGGGCAGUCAUUGCCAGUGCAUAAUGCAGUUAUUGCCAGUGCAUAAGGCAGAUAUUACCAGUUUAUGAGGCAGUCAUUGCCAGUGCAUGAAGCAGGCAUUGCCAUUGCAUGAAGCAGUCAUUGCCAGUUCAUGAGGCAGUCAUUGCCAGUGCAUGAAGCAGUCAUUGCCAGUGUAUAAGGCAGUCAUUGCCAGUGCAUAUGGCAUACAUACAAUUACUUAUUUUAUUAAAUAUAUAUAUAAAUAUAUAUAUAUAUAGAGAGAGAGAGAGAAUGAGGGUUGUUUGAUAGUAAGAGGAUAAACAAUUUGAUUAUUUGAUUUUGAUUAUUUUAAAUUUGAAUUUAUCAGAACAGCUGUUAUUAGGGGAUGAUUGUUUGCAUAAAUGAGGGAUUUAUUAAACUGAUUGUGUACAUAGAAAAAUAUUAGGAUGUUAGGUACAAGUCAUUUGUCAUGUUUAUGAUAGGGAGGAGAUUACCAUGAACUGUCCUCCUUCAGCACUAUUCAAGGUUCAACAAGGAUAAUGUCCAGUAGCAAACAGGACCAAUACUGCAGAUGAUUCGUUUGACAGCUACAAACUAGUGUUUCAAACAUGUGCACCUACUUUUCACUAAUUUACAUUAAUAAAAUAAUUAUUAGUUUGUCAUCCCUGCACACCUCAUUAACUCCCCAAGUUCUUCAGACCAAACAUAUUGCUACGUAUAUUCAGUUAUUUCUUUUUGUGAUGAAAUAUACUAUAUUGUGAAUCUUAUCCAUUAAUGGGUAGUGUACACAGAUGCUUUGAACAUUUAAAAAAAUAUACAGUAAACUACGGUUAUAACGAACCACUAAUUUUAGUUUGUAAUAACAAUAGUUCGUUAUAAGCAAUAUUUUCAGCAUAUAUACAACAAAUGGCCGGG